Messenger RNA from Diospyros lotus (date-plum), 916 nucleotides. RefSeq names its product probable calcium-binding protein CML15. The transcript is spliced from 2 exons. NCBI's taxonomy places the organism in Eukaryota, Viridiplantae, Streptophyta, Magnoliopsida, Ericales, Ebenaceae. The coding region runs from base 245 to 730 and encodes 161 amino acids. The record is from RefSeq and is a predicted model, not a curated record. Gene Ontology annotation, molecular function: enzyme regulator activity; calcium ion binding.
UAACAAUGGAAGAGAGAGAGAAAGAGUUUUGAAUAAUCCAAUUAUAGCAAAUCCUCCGAAGCCACCUCAUGCAACGCCCAACGCCUCCCAAAACAAAGCACAACCACAUGACCCCUCCUCGUCUCCUCCCGCCGCCGCCGAAGCCACCUCCACCGUCUCCGCCUCUAAAUAUCUAAUUAAUAAUAAUCCUAGCUUAUUUUUUCCGGCCACCUCAUCGCACGUCUUCGUCGACGUCGAUAUAGAGAUGUGCGUAGUUUUAGAAGUUGACCAACUCGACCAGCUCCGGGACAUCUUCUCUCGCUUCGACAUGGAUUCCGACGGCAGCCUUACCCUCCUGGAGCUCGCCGCCCUGCUCCGCUCCCUCGGAAUCAAGCCCUCCGGGGACCAAAUCCACGUCCUCCUCGCCAACAUGGACGCCAACGGCAACGGCACCGUCGAGUUCGACGAGCUCGUCAACGCCAUCACCCCCGCCAUCAACGAGGACGUCCUCAUCAACCAAGAACAACUCCUCGAGGUUUUUCGGUCGUUCGACCGCGACGGCAACGGCUACAUCACGCUGGCAGAGCUCGCAGGCUCCAUGGCCAAGAUGGGCCAGCCAUUGACGUACAAAGAGCUCGUGGAGAUGAUCGACGAGGCCGACACCGACGGAGAUGGCGUCAUUAGCUUCCACGAAUUUGCCACGGUCAUGGCCAAGUCCGCCUCCGAUAUAUUCGGCUUUCCGGUGUCGUAGCCGGCCGGCGGUUGAUUCGGGUGCAUAUUUUCCGGGCCCCUCUUCUUCUUCCUCCUCCUCCUCCUGCUCCAUCAUAUAUACACACAUGAACGUAUAUAUAAAUUUGCGGAACCAGUAGUCAGAUUUUAUGGUUCACUUCUAUCAACAGAUCACAUCUUAUAAUGUAAAUUAAGAAGUUGGUAUCUU